This is a messenger RNA of Parnassius apollo (apollo), 420 nucleotides long. Lineage: Eukaryota; Metazoa; Arthropoda; Insecta; Lepidoptera; Papilionidae. The record is from the annotation of a GenBank genome assembly.
AUGUUUGUUACAGUCAACCACAUUUAUGACAAUUGGACUCGCAUUCGAGAUUGUUUCAAACUAUCUUUAAAAACUACAUCUGGACAAAGCACCAAGAAAAAGUACAUGUACAGCGAAAUGUUGCAGUUUCUGUUGAAGAAUAUGACACCAGAUGAAACCGAAUCUAGUAUUUCGUCUAGAAAGGAUGACUCUGAAGACGAUCACAGUACUCACAAUACCCCUUCGUCAAUACAGCCUUCUACAAACAAACGGGUAAAAAUGAAUCCUGUUGACAAAGAAAUUUUAAAUGCAAUUCGUUCUAAAUUGCCAAAAAAAGAACUGAUUGACGAUGACCACGCGUUCCUUAUGUCAUUAUUGCCAACGAUAAAAAAAUUCCUGAUGACAAAAUGGAUUUCAGAAUUGAAAUUAUGCAAGUCGUAA